Limulus polyphemus (Atlantic horseshoe crab) is the source of this 6619-nucleotide messenger RNA. Its product is annotated as cinnamoyl-CoA reductase 1-like. Gene Ontology annotation, molecular function: oxidoreductase activity, acting on the CH-OH group of donors, NAD or NADP as acceptor. Bases 72 to 1349 code for a protein of 425 amino acids. The transcript is spliced from 9 exons. NCBI's taxonomy places the organism in Eukaryota, Metazoa, Arthropoda, Merostomata, Xiphosura, Limulidae. The record is from RefSeq and is a predicted model, not a curated record.
UAUAACAUUAUACUUGUGAGCGUGGUCAGACGAGUAAGCGUUCGUUGUCAAGCUCGAGUUAUACUGGCAGGAUGGCAUCGGGAGUGGAUUCUCCUUUGGUACUUGUAACUGGAGCAACUGGAUUUGUCAGUACUCACGUUAUCAAGCUUCUUCAAGGAGAGGGCUACAAAGUUAGAGGAACUGUCAGAAAUUUAAAGGAUGAAGAUAAAGUAAAACAAAUCAGAGAACUAAGUCCUGAUGCACAACACCCAAUAGAACUUGUAGAAGCAGAUUUGACAAAAGAUGAAGGCUGGAAUGAGGCAGUGAAAGACUGUAGUUAUGUCAUCCACAUAGCAUCACCAGUUCCCAGUUCACCACCUGUUAAUGAGGAUGACAUCUUGCAACCUAUUGUUGAAGGUACCAAGCGAGUCCUUCAGGCUUGUGCUGAUGCUGGAACAAUUAAACGAGUUGUGCUUACGAGUUCGACAUUUGCCAUUCAUGGUGAAACUACUUUAGAAGAAGACAAGGUGUACAAUGAAUCUGAUUGGACUGACACUGAGUCAACCACUCUUGAUUCUUACAGCAAAAGUAAAACAUUAGGAGAGAAAGGAGCAUGGGAGUUUAUUAAGGAGCUUCCAGAUGACAAGAAAUUUGAAUUGGCUGUGAUUAAUCCAGGUCUUGUCUUAGGCCCUGUGUUAUCCUCUACAGUUAGUAGCAGUAAUGAGAUUGUAAAAAAACUCCUAGAAAGGGGAAUACCAAUGGUUCCAAGAAUAAACCUAAGUGUUUGUGAUGUUCGUGAUGUUGCUGAAGCUCAUCUGAAGGCAAUGACCACACCUUCAGCUAAUGGACAACGUUACAUUAUCUCCACCCAGAAUGUCUGGUUGAAAGACAUAGCUUUGAUAUUAUGCAAGGAAUUUAAACCUCAAGGUUACAGAAUCCCUACUAUGAAUGCACCAUACUUUGCUCUGUGGUUGAACAGUUUUAUUGAUAAAUCUGUCAGACCCGUAUUACCACGAAUAGGAAAAGAAUACAAGUUUGAUAAUACCCGGAUGAAAGAAGUUCUGGAGAUCAAUCCACUUGACUUAACUCAAACAAUUGUUGAUACUGCCUACAGUCUUAUUGAACAUGGAAUUGUGAAAAAGUCAAAGAAGUACAAGCAGGGUAAAAAGGAAGAGGAGGACCAACCAGUUGAAGAAGAAAAGAAAACAGAAGAGGAAAUUAAACAAGAAGGAAAAAGUAAAGAGAAAGUAGAAAAUAAUAGUGGGGACAAAAAUGAGAAGGAGAAGCCCACUGAGCUGGAACCUGAAGAUAAACCUGAAAAAGUUGAUGAUGAACAAGCUAAAUCAGAGAUAGAAGCUACUGAAAAAUGAAUGGCUCAUCUACGGAAUGUUGUCAUUUUUGUAAUAAUGGGAACAAUAGUAAACCUGUAACUUCAUUCUAAGAUGUGCUUUGAGGUUUUGUGCUUAUUGUUCAGGUCUGUUGAUAGAGUGCUUCAUGAGGUGUUGCAGCACGCCAGACUUUCUUGCCACUUUCUAAACCUUUUGUAUUAUUAAAGUUUCUAAGUCAUCAGUCGAAGACAUACACUCUUGGCAUUUUAUCUUUUGUGUUAAUGCUAUUUUCAUGUUGGGCUAGUUAAGAGUAAAACUUAAAUAAUUGAUACAGCUGUUGGGUGUAAGAAUCUACUUAAAUGUAAUAACUGUUCAAUAGAAGGUAUAUAUGAUUUAUUCAAUUUACAUUAACUGUUGAUGAGAGAACUACAACUAGGUUUUUGCUUAAAAGUAGUAAGGAAGAUAUUUUUCUCUGUAUUUUGUGAGGUUAACUGUAUACACUUAAUUAAACAUGAUAUAUUCUUAACUGUGUUUAAUGUUCAUGCAUUUUUCCUAUACAGCUAGUAUGAUAUAUAAUAACCCACUAACUGAUGCAAAUAAAAUUUUUAUGUUUUUUUGUAAUGUUACUUUUUUCAACUGUGCUUACAUUUGUGCAAAACUGCCAGGGUAAGUAGUAAGAAAAGAAGAGAAGUUAUGGUAAAACUGGAAGUUUAGUUUAGAUUGGUACUUGUAACAUCAAACCUUUGAUCUUCAUAUUUCUAGAAAAUGUUUGUUCUGGUAAGAAAUGUAAAAGACAGUAAUAAUUUAGUGUGUAGAAGUUUGUUGAAUACAAACUUUUGAAGGUUGUAUAAGUGCUCAUUUAGUUGAAAAUUAAUGAACAUAAAAUUUUUUUAAAAAUCUUUACAAAUAUUCAUUGUGUAAACAGAACAUCUCAACAUGCAUCUUGAUUAUACAUUUUCAUCAGAAAAAACAAAUACUUUACAAAUUAAAAGUACAUUAUAUUACCCUGAAGGCAGCCAUUUGGUAUUAGAAGAACUGAAUUUGUGUUUGAUAAACCAUAAACAUAUUUUUACAAUACAUUUUUUACCAUUUUAAUUUGCAUGUAAAUAUAUGUUCUAUAAAAGAAAUUUUUCCUAGAAAAUUUUCAUCUUUAAAUUCAUUUCAAAAAGAUAAAAUGUUAACUUUUACCCAAUGAUAUCAUACGUUUAUGUUUUGUUAUUUUGAUAUUUCAAAAACAGCUUGUAUUGUUAAUAUUAGUAUCAACUGGUAAGAAAUUUUACAAGAAAUAUUACAACACUUCAUGAGAGUAUAGGGUAAGCAACUCUUGUAUUGUUUAAUUUCAUGGCUAUUUUGAUAAAACUACCACACACACUAUGUAAUUGAAAUAAUAUGCUCUCUUAGGGAAAGGCAUUAUAUAUCAUUUUUAGUUGUUUUUUUUGUCAUAUGGGUAAAAAAAUUGUCAGAAUACCUAGUUAUAUUUUUUAAGUAUUUAAUGCCUAUUUGUAUUUCAAUUGAUGUGAGAUAAAAUCCAAAACUGUGUAGUUGCUGUGUGAUAUUUUGAUGCUACUCUUUGAUAAAUUUUCAAUACAUAAAAAUAAUAAAACAUUUUCAUAUUCCCAGAAUUUAGUUAGAAUUAGUUAAUAAUGCAUAAUGUAAAAGCUCAGGAUAUAUUUUUUAAUGUUAUAAUAAUUAAAAUCAGAAAUGUAUUUAAUGUUUGGCAAAGUUUGAUAAAAAAAGUGUCUUUCUGUGAUGUUAGUUUAGAAUAGGUAAGUGGCAAAUUUGUUUUUUUUUUAGAUUUUACCCAAUUUUCUACCAACAUUUAUAUGUCCAAGGUUUGUAUUUUGCUACUAAUAUAUUGUUUUUACAUUUUUUAUGCUUUUUCUUGCAUCAUGUACUACCCAUUUUUUUUACUAGGAUCAGAGUUUUUGAAGUCAGAUUAUAAAGCUGUUUUUAUCAAAGUCUUGUUAAGAAUAUAAUGGUUUUUAAUACAUAAUUCAAACUAACAUUUUAGAAUUUGAUAACCCAUUAGGAAAACAGCUUUUUUUUCUAAAAUCAAACGAAGAAGAAUAACUUGUUUUAUUUUUUUUUGUAUACGUUGAAUAUUUUCCAUUUCACACUUACUAUAUAUAUACUUGUAUAUGAGUCACUUUAAAACAGAUUAUUUCAUUCAGUAGUAGAUUAUGUCUGUUCAAUAUAAUGUAAUGUAGACACUUGAGGUACAUGAUUGAAAUAGAAAUAUUUUUCAAAAGUAAAAAAAUGGCAUUAACUUCCUCAUAUUUUUAAAGACUAUAUUUUAUUAAUGCUUUAUUAUUUUUAUUUGUUUUUUUUGUGGAUAUACUUCAUGUGGCUUAAAAAUUUUAGGUGAAAGUUAGAAGUUCAACCUUUUUAUAAUAAUGUAAUAUGUUUUAUAUCAGUGAAUAAACAGUUAAGUUCAUCAGUUUUUAUGUUCAAAGUUUUUCUAGUUGUAGGAUUGUUUUAAUUACUUGUGAAUUGUGUUUAAUACAGUCAUGAAGAGUUCUUUUCAUUUGAUGUAGGAUAGUUUUGAAUAUCUGUUUUUGUACUGUGAAUUGAUGUAUGCUUAAUGUUAGAUAUAGUUUACUCAAUUUUCAUGUUUGUCUUGUUGUUAACGUCCAUCUUUUUGACAUCUUGGAUUUUUGUCUGAAUUGUAGUCGUGAGGGGGUAAAGAAUCCUUUAAAGCUCAAUUAUCAUAUCAUAAUUUAUUCAUUUAAUCAAUCUUUACAGACUUAUGUAGGUUUAAAUAUAUCAGUAUAAAGAUAUACAUGUUUAAAUAUGAGAUGAGAGUCAUAAAUCAAACCGACACUAAUAAAUUGAUAGUUUAAGAAAUACUAUUGGAGGAUAAUAGUUUAAUUAAUAAUUUUUGAUAAUUAGUUUCCACAGUUGGAACUGAAAUUGUUUAAAUUCGGUAGACUUUAGUAGCAUAUUUGGUUAAAUCAUUUGCUGCUUGAGCAGGUCACAGAUUAUUAUUCUGGUCAGUCAAGUGUUCACAUCUUUAGAAAAGAUUGGAACUAUAACUUAAUAACAUUCAGUAGAUUCUCUGAUCCAGCUCUCUAUCAUACAUGAAAACAUUUCAACUUUUACAUGCAUGUACAUCAUAAUCAAAUAUAUCUUUGUGCAAUAACUCCUUAUUUGUCAUUUCUAAUUAAUAUAUUGGCAAACUAAGGAGCAACUUUAUUUCAUUUCUCAACUGAUAUGGGGUUGAAUCACAUUUCACUGCAACAACAUCUUGAAUCCAGCAUGAAUGACUCUACAAGCUGUUUGAACAUGUGUUUGAUAGUAGUCCAUCUUUCUUAGAGUAUGGAUAGAUAAUUUUAUACCUCUUGGAAUAAAAAAAGGUGGCAAGUGUGAUAUUCAAGCUCAUUCUAAAAAUUGUUUAUUUAUGAGGCUCAAGAUUCACUUGACAUAUCACAUAAUUAGUUUCUUUUGCAUAGCCAAACAUCUAGAAUGUGUGUUGCAUGAAUAUAGGCAGUUCUCAUAAAGUAGCAAGUCAGUGUAGUUGAUGAAUAACGUAAAUCCAUUCAACUUGUAGUCCCACUUGCAGUGAAUUACAGAGAGUCUGAUGUACUUACAAUAUGGUGGUGGCUGGUUGCUAGUAGUUGCUGAAACAUUGUUAUUAAAGUAGUUAUUAAAGCAGUGAUACCACACAAGCAACAUAUUGAUACUUGGCUUUUAAAGUAUUGUAAUAAACCACAAACUACAGUUCUCAUACUACUAGCUCAGAUAAAGCCAUAAUGGUGAAACAUUGGCUGAAAAUAAAAAGGGCCAAAGAUAAAGUUUUCUUAUUAUUAUCGGGAGAGUAAAGGUAAUUUUUUCUAACUUAUUGCCACAUUUGAUAACAUAGUAUAAAAAAUUAUGUUGUCCUGCUACUAAAGCAGUGACAAACAUUAUAACUGAUUAAUUUAAGUUGUGAUAAAUGGCUUCUUAUAGUGAAUGAAACGUUGAUUGGAUAACAUAUAAUUAUAGCUGUGAUAACUGGCAUCUAAAGAAGUGAUAUAUACAACUAUUAGAUAGCAUAUAAAGUUUUUGGUGGCUAACUUUUGAAGUAGUGACAUAAAUUAUAACUGGAUAACAUACCACUGGUGUCAGCUAAUUACUAAAGUAGCAACAUAAGCUGUGACUGAUUAAUAUCAAAUAAAGUUUAUAUAAUUGCAUGGCUUCUAGAACUGACUUUCAAUUGCAUAUUUUACUAUUUUUAUUGUUCUUUAUAGCUGCAUUUUUAGGACUUGAAAAUGUCUCUUAAUUUUUAACAUUUUAUUAUACUUUUAAGAUGUAAGGCAAAACUGAUUAAAAACAACCCCAAACUUUAAUCUUAAAUUUGUUUUAUAGAAGAUCUCUAAAAGGAUUGAACAACUACCAUAUUGAAUAAUAUAGAUAAGCCUAAUUGUUUGUUUUUAAAUUAUUUGUUGUUGUAUCCAAGUUGAGUUUUCUUUUAUUUCCUCAUUAUUGUUAAACAUACUUCAAUUCUCAAUAAAAAAAUCAGUGUAUUUUGUUCAAAGUUUUGAUAUUAGAAUAUUAUUUGUGUUCUUUUCCUCCAAGAUUGUAUACUUCUCGUAUCAGAUGUAUAUUACUAGGAAACAUGUAAAACUGCUUCAAUCAGAGUGAUCGAACAUAUUAUUUGAAUGACAGUUUUUUUUCAAUUUGUAAAAUUGAUUAACACUAACCAUUUUCAUAUAAUAAAAUUCAUAUAUUUUAAUAAUAAUCGAAUUAUUGUUGGAAUAUGUAUGAAUACAUUUUUCUAUCCAUGGAAAUAGUAUCCUAUAUGGGUUAAAAUUACGGUUAUUGAAGGUGCAACUAAUUUGUAGCAUUAUUCUUCUAAAUGUUCUUGUAAUGUUCACAGAAUUUAAAAAACAAACAUUUAAGUAAUUAUAGUUGUAAACAUUCCUUAUGUCUAAUUUUAAUUUACAAUUUAAUAGUCUUGUAAUUAUUUUUAUUAGUUAUGCCUUUUGAGUACAUUAUUAAUAACCUGAAAUGUAUAAGUAUAAAAUGUUAAAAGACAAAAUUGCCUUCAGCUGUUCAAUCAGUUCUUCACAAACAUGGGCAUGAAAUGCUCAAUAUAUGGAAGAACUACUUUAGAAAUCAAUUAGUAAAAACAUUAUGCAAAGUUGAAGGAUAAAGAUCAGUAGUUCUUUUAUGAAUGUUGGAAAAAAUUCUGCCAUAUUGUCAUGUAUAUUCUAUUUAAAUUUUGUUCUUUGUGGUUUAGAACAUAAAUUGAUAUCAUCAAACUACACUGAUGUUAUUUGUGUCAUUGUAAACGCUUGCUUCGUGUAAUAAAAAAAACUGUUGUGUCCAUAAAA